Didymodactylos carnosus is the source of this 2272-nucleotide messenger RNA. The record is from the annotation of a GenBank genome assembly. NCBI's taxonomy places the organism in Eukaryota, Metazoa, Rotifera, Eurotatoria, Philodinida, Philodinidae.
GGUUUUUAGACAGUUAACACGUUGUCAACUGGCAGUUUUUAGGCAGACUGUAAACUGGCAGUUAAUGAGCAGUUUAUUGCCCGUCUUUUUUCUCCUGGGUAGGCAGAAACAAUACCGAGCUUGGCUCAACUAAUUGAAGGUUCAGUUUUUUUAAGAAAAAGUUUUUUCUCUUCACAGAAUUGAUUCUGUUUGCUUAUUAUUUUCAACUGAUCGUAAUAAAAUUACAUUGUUAACAGUCGCUGGAUCCAUAUUAGAACAUCUUUGUGUAAGAAUUUUUCCAGCAGCACUAAACUGCUACCCUGUUGCAGCUGAAUAACAUGUUACUGAAAAAUAACGUUUAGCUAAUUUAGCUAGAUUGGAAUAGGUUUGUUAAUUUUGUUCUCAGAAUGACAGUGGAUUAAAAUAAGCGUCUUAGUAUUUUAUGUCGUGCGCUACUUUCAUAAUUUGAUAAUUCUUCGUUCAGCAUGACUGCCCGUCACAACUGACGCAACAAUUAAACGUGAUUAUUAUGUGAAUGAUGACUGAUGUUGAGACAUAAGGUGCAUAAUUAUUUUCAAGUUAUCUAACCAAAGGUGUACAAAUAUGAUGUUUUUUCUUUUAGAGAUCGCUUGGAAAAAAUUUCUGUAUAGAAUAGGACUUUGCAGCGAACGAAAUAUAGCUUAGGCAGGAAAUUUUUUUCUCUCUCUCUCCUGAGGGUCUUACCUUUAAGUGCUUUGUCCAUGUGUUGUUAUUUAUUAUUUUUACAUGUCCGCGCUGAGAGUGACCUAAAAUCUAUAUAGUCCUAAAUGUCAUCUACAAGAGUUGAUCUAAGCGACAUCUUGGAAAUCCAUGGUUCAAAAGCCACGGACGUUUAUCCUGAAGCCUUAGUACUUCUGUGCCGUUAGAUUUGCGAUUAUUAGACAUGAGUGAAAACACAGGUUAUCCACUAUGCUGAAUCUCGUGGAUUGUUGAAUCAUUGCAUAACAUUAAAGCAAUAGAAAAAAGUUUUAACAAUGAAUGACAACAGGCUCUCCUCGAAUAAUGAAAGAUGAACUCUUUAAGACUAGACACAAAGUUCUAACAUCAUCAAUUAAUACUGGAAAAGUGUAAAACAUUGAUGCUGAUAUCUUUCGAUUAUUUCUGCUCGCAGAUAUUUGUUGUAGAAAAAUUCUUUUUCAAAAAAAGGCCUAUUUAAAAUACUAAUUCAGCAUUUUAUUUGCUUUGCUUUAAAGUAUUGAAGUUCAAAAAGCAGUAGAAUGUAGAAAUGACACUAGUUUUUUUCGUAACGCCUUUAUGCUUUCUCCCCUCCUCCUAUUUUGACGUUUUGUUUUUGCGAUUGAAAUGAAACGAGAAAAUUUCAAUAUCUCACAGGAAAUUAUUUAAUUUAGAUGGAAAAUGGAGCGAUGCCGAUGAUGAACUCGGAUCAAAGAGACCUGGGGAUGAUUUGAUAAAUUUAUUAUCGAGUAAUGGUUUAUUCGGAAAACUAGUUGAAAAUAUUCAAAUCAAUCAGUUUACCAAGGAAAAUUUAAAAUUGGCGAAAGAAGCGCAAGAAGAGGAAUAUCAAGUCGCAGCAGAAGAAGAAACGUGUAAUGUAUACCACGACGAUAUUAUUGAUGAAAGAAAACUUUCAAGUUAUGGUUUUCUGGCUACAUUUUUAAACUGUUCGGUGAUUGUUGGGUUUGAUGAAUGUCCACGUAGUGAAGGCAUGCCAAGAGCUGUACGACACUUAUUGAGAAUAUUAAAAUAUGGCGAUUUACUACCAGCAAUGUUAUAUGGUUGCGCCUGUACGCUCAAAUUGUUUAUCGACAAGUGGUACAAGACAAACCAUUUAAAGAAAUCAAGUCGAACCAAGUUUUUGCAUACAAUGCAUUUAGCUAUUGAUCGUUUCCAACAGUCAAAUCAUUUGCGCCAGAUGUGUCAGAAAGAAAUGUCUGUUGAUCAUGAUUCACACAAAGGAAUUAACGAUCAAGUCGAUUCACAAGUAGCAGAGCGGAUGUUUUCUUAUUUCACAAAUUUCAAGCAUGCUUUUCGAGUAUACAGUUAUCCAAAAUCAUUUACAUUUUUCUUAAUAUUAUUUCUUUUGAAAAACUACAGUAUAACAAAAAUACAAGCAGAUCAAGAAUUAAUCGGAUUACAGGUCAUACCGCCAGAUAUAGUAACAAAUAUAAAUCAAGCAUUUAAGCAUGCUUUCUUUUCAAGUCCACUUACAGGUGAAUGGUCGAAAAAAACAGGCACAACUCAAACCGUUUCAACAACAUUAUCAAGAGUGAGCGAUACGCAAGAAAAAUCUACA